Molecule: messenger RNA, 845 nt
Organism: Aphanomyces invadans
Lineage: Eukaryota; Oomycota; Saprolegniomycetes; Saprolegniales; Verrucalvaceae
Exons: 2
Coding region: 30-815 (261 amino acids)
Cellular component (GO): cytoskeleton
Molecular function (GO): actin filament binding
Source: RefSeq, a predicted model, not a curated record
CAGGUGUGGAGGCACUGUUCAACCAAACCAUGGGACGCAACGACCUUCCUGCUCCUGUGAGCGAUGCCGAGUGGGCGCUUCGCGUCGACUUGGCCGCCGCCUACCGCCUCUUCCAUAAAUUUGGCUGGGAUGAAGUUAUCUACGGCCACUUGACCUGCCGUGUCCCCAGUGGCGCCGACGACGAGGACGUCGAAAACGCCCACUUCCUCAUCAACCCCCUUGGCAUCCGCUACGACGAAAUGACCGCCAGCAAACUCGUCACAAUCGACAUCAAGGGCAACUAUAUUAACCGAGGGUCUACUGGCCUCGACAUCAACCAAGCAGGGUAUGUGAUCCACUCGUGCGUCCACGAAGCCCGCCACGACAUGCACUGCGUCAUGCAUUGCCAUACUGUCGAAGGAUCCGCCGUUUCGUCGAUGAAGUUCGGACUGCUGCCCAUCUCGCAACUCAGCCAUGUCGCGAUGAGUGGCGGCGUGAGCUACCACGAUUACGAAGGGCUUGCCGUGUCAGAGGACGAGAAGCCCCGGCUGAAGGCCGAUUUGGGCCCGGAAAACAAGGUGUUUAUCCUGCGCAACCACGGCCUCUUGACCGGCGGUCGAACGAUCGCGGAAGCGUUCUUCUUCAUGUACUACACUGUGCAUGCGUGCAAGAUCCAAGUCGCGGCGCUGUCGGCCGGCAUUGACAACGUGAGCUACGCAUCCGAGGAAGUCGCGCGGAAUUUUAAACUCGGCUUGGCCCCGUUCGUCAAGGCCGGCGUCGGCACCGACAUGUUUGAAGCGCUCAAACGCGGCCUGGCGCCAGAGUAUGCAACGUAAUAUCGAACCCAUAAUCUUCUCUCUUCCCCA